CACACACACACACUUACACACACGCACACACCGUCUUGUGACCGCGCUGGUGGUACCGAAACCUGGACGAGACGUCAGCGCGGGCGGGGAAAAAAUAUCCACCGGCGCGCUGCUGGUCGCUGCCCCGGGGAGCAGGAGCGAGAAGCAUCCAUGCCGCCAGGUUCCCUCUCACACAUCGGCCUGGACCUGCUCUCGUAAUCGGGCCUCCUCCUCCUGCGCUGCUGAGAUAAUGAAAGGAUGGCCGAGCGGCGACGCGGGGACCACGGAGGGCUGACGGAUGCCGCCGCGGCGGCGACUCACCGGGAUGAGCAGCAGCGUCGCAGCGCGAUGAGUUCGACGGAGGAAGCGGCAGUGGAGAGUCUCUCCCUGGAGGAGAUACUGAGGCUUUAUAGCCAGCCCAUCAACGAGGAGCAGGCAUGGGCGGUGUGUUACCAGUGCUGCAGGACGCUGGCGAAGGGGCACCGGAGCAGGGGGAGCUCCUCCACCGCCGCCGGAGCAUCAUCAGCGGUGGCUCCGAUGAGGAUAUUGGGACCGGAGGAUGUCAGGAUACAGAAAGACGGGUCCGUGAGGGUGGAACACCGGGACUGUGAAGGUAAAUACAGCCCUUGCACAACCACAGAGGUGAUUGAGUCUCUGGGCAUCAUGAUCUACAAGGCUCUGGAUUACGGGCUGAAGGAGAACGAGGAGAGGGAGCUCAGCCCUCCUCUGGAGCAGCUCAUCGACCUCAUGACUAACAUGGCCGAGGCGGAGAGGGACGCCUGCCCCGACGAAGGCUACGAGGCAACAGAGGAAGAGGACGAGGCGGAAGAUGACCCUGACAACAUCUUCAGCGUCCAUGGCUACAGAGAUAUCUUCGAGCUGUGCACAGCUCAUCUGCCCGGUCUGUCAGACACCCACAGUCACUACCAGGCAGUGUGUCGCGCUCUGUACACAGAAACCAGGGAACUCGGUACUUUCCUGGAGAAGAUCAAGAGCGCCAAAGAGAACCUGCGUAAGAUGGAGGCAGGGUCAUCCGAGGACCCCAGCAGAGACCUGAAUGAGCUACAGAACGAUGACUGGGCUCGAUUCUGGGUUCAGGUGAUGAGGAGCCUGCGUGAAGGAGUGAAGCUGAAGAAGGUGCAGGACCGUCAGUACAACCCUCUGCCCAUCGAGUACCAGCUCACCCCCUACGAGAUGCUCAUGGACGACAUCAAGUCCCAACGCUACAAACUGCGCAAAGUCAUGAUAAAUGGAAACAUCCCACCGAGGUUAAAGAAGAGCGCUCAUGAAGUCAUCCUGGAGUUCAUCAGGUCCAGACCACCUCUCAACCCUGCGUCAGCCCGUAAGCUGAAGCCACAGACUCGGCUUCCUCCAACGCUGCAUGAACGCAUCUUGGAGGAAAUCAAAGCGGAGAGGAAACUCCGACCGGUGUCUCCUGGUGAGGUCCGCAGGGGAAGGCUGGUAAUUCGGCCACUUAGCAUGUCUUUCAGUUUUGACGCGUCAGAUGACUUUAGUCCGUACAUGGGCAGGAGGACGUCCAGCUCUCUGUCUCUGGCCAAUGGAUCAGCCUCUAUCAGGGGAGAACCCUCCGGAUCACAGUCUGUGCCCCCGAGGAAGAGGCUCCUGAAGGCUCCCAUCCUCGCCGAGCUCGACAGCUCUGACUCUGACGAUGAUAUUUUUGGGCACAAAUCAGCUAGCAGCUCCAGCGUGGCUACAUCUUUGAUGGAUGAUACGUCCCCGGAGUGUGCUCUGGGGAAGAAAACUCCCCCCACGUUCCUGCCCAUCUCUUCUACACCCCAGCCAGAGAGACGUCACACCCCCCAGAGGAGACACUCCAUCGAGAAGGAGACUCCGACCAAUGUUCGACUGUUUCAGCCGCCCUCCAAACAGAACUCCAAGUCUCUGGAACCCUCUUUGGUUCAGGUUGGGAUGAUAGCUUCAUUUCGUCCCCGGAUCCUCCUCCUCCGCCCGUGUCCCUCCACUCUCCACCCUUUGCAGAGCUCCCACCCUAUCGAGGCAUUUGCGUUGGGGUUGAUGAAGGUGGUGUUUGCUCUGUGCAGGGCUGUUUACAUCAGAGGACGAGAGUCGGCCAAGGAGGAGUUUGGUUUCCCUGUGGAGUGUCUGUCUCUGACGGUGGAGGAGGUGAUGCACAUCAGACAGGUGCUGGUUAAGGCAGAGCUGGAGAAGUUCCAGCAGUACAAAGACAUCUACACCGCUAUGAAGAAGGGAAAGCUUUGCUUCUGUUGUCGAAGCAAAAGGUUUUCCUUUUUCACCUGGUCCUACAUCUGCCAGUUUUGCAAAAAGCCUGUGUGUGCACAGUGCUGCAAAAAGAUGCGGCUGCCAUCCAAACCUUACUCCAGCUUGCCCAUCUACUCCAUCGGCUCCACCAACACUCUCCCCAGGGAGAGGGUCAGCGCCAUGGCUUCCAUAGGACAAGGGCUGUCUGUGGCUGGUGGUCCGGGGCCUUCAUCAGUGGGAGGGGCCACGGCACCCCCCACUGUGAAAGUAGAAACAACAGAGGCAUCUAAAAGAGCUGGAAAAGCCUCUGGAGCAGCAGCUCCAGAGGCUGCUGCUGCUGCUGCUGCCAAAUCUGAGAAAUCCUCCAGUAGCCCGCAGCGCCACGGCAUUCACAAGACCAUGUCCAAGUUUUCGAAGCAUGGCUCUUUGAAGUCCCACGAAGAGCUGGAGCUUCCCUCGGAGCUGACGGAGGACUGGGCCACCAUGGAGGUGUGCGUGGACUGCAAGAAGUUCAUCUGUGACAUCAUCGCCUCCAGCAAGCACAGCCUGUCGCUGGCUACCAAGAGAGCUCGCCUAAAACGCAAGACCCAGUCCUUCUACUUGUCCUCGCCGAAAGGAAGGGAGGAGUACCGGCCCUCUGAACGAACAAUCAAGGAGAUCUGAAUCUCUCUCUCUCUCUCUCUCUCUCUCUCUCUCUCUCUCUCUCUCUCUUUCUCUCUCUCUGGCUGCUUCCAGCUCCUAUGGCACAAUUAUAAAGACUCAACACUGGAUGUGAUCUUACUGUACAUGUUUACUUCAGUGGGAUCAAGCUAAAAGUCAGAGUGAGAUGAACCUCACUGGUGAACAGUGUGUUUUCUUGUUGCUCUGUCCUGAUCAUCGUGUACAGCUCCUUCAGACAACAGCAUGCUGUAAAUCAGCCAAUCUUUUUUAAAAAUUAUUAUUACCAUAUCAUAGAUGAUCCUUUAAUCCCCCCCCCCAGCGGCCCAACCCAACUCACGGUCAAAUCAAUAAGCACAAGACAGACGAAGGACUGACGUGUGUUUGACCUCGUCCGGCACUGCAGAAGGCACGAGGCCUGCAGAGAGAUCAUAUUGUAACUGAGACUGACACUUACAAGAAAAUAUGGAAUAUUAGACUGUACAGGUUUUUUGUAUGGGUUUUAAUUUCUUUAUUUGUACACAUGUGCGUACAGUAAAUGAUUGCUCGAUGAAGCCACCCUCGGUUUUAUUUUGAGACUCUCCCCCACUUUCCUCUUUACCAAUCAUACUCAAAUGCGGGUUUCUCUUUUUCUUGGAGGAGUCUUUGUUUCCUCGCAUGUUUUAUUUUUAUUUUUAUUUUUUUUGCAACACAUUUAAAAUCUGUUUUCAUGCGGAUUUAGUGCCAAAUAAUAUAAUCUUUCUACUCUAUAUGUCACCCAAAGAAAAAUAAUUUCCCUCUAAAUUGUGUUUGCAACUCUUGAUAUCUCAAAUUGAAUAUUCAAGACUAAACUAAGUUUUCUAUUAAGAGUUAAGCUAAUCUGCUUCAUCAGGACUGAUUGACAGCGGUCCGGCACUCCAGCGAUUUCAGUGUUGCACUUCCAUAAAGUAAGGGGACUUGAGAGAGACAGAUUAUAAAAAAGAGGGGUGAAAAUUGAAGCUCCAGAGGCUGAGAUAUUGUGUCCCUUUUGUGUGUGUGUGUGUGUGUGUGUGUGUGUGUGUGUGUGUCUUUGUCUAUUAGUCCCCAUAUGGGUCAAGCUUCAAAAAACAUUUCCCAUGAGUCAACUUCACUGCAUCUCUCAUUAAAACGUUCCUGACUGGUAAAUACCCACGUCUUUGACACUCCACAGCCCCAGUUGGUAACACAUGUAACACAAGCAAACGCCCCCACAACUGUCAAUUCAAACGUUGCUGAAUCCUGAUUGGUGCAAGGAAGUAUAUGACAUAUGUUUCCAAAUGAGCCCCGCCCACUUUAAACAAGUGAGCGAAACAAAAACAAAAGAAACUGAAAUCUCUUAUGUAAAUCGACCCAAAAUAUUCUAACUUUGACAGAAGAUGUCGUCUUCAUGCUGAACCCCAUCGCCAAAAGGAAGAAGUAAAAAAUAUAUUUUUAGGACCUUUAUAGCACAUUUCUCAUUCAUACAUUCAUACUGUAUGUUCAUUUUCAACUUACUUAAAUGACUCAGAUAUGCGGAGAAGCCGGUAUAGAAACGUAAUCGCCUGCAGGCCCAUGUGUGGGAUUUUUUUGAGUCUUUGAAUAAUUUACGUGAACUAUCUGCAUAUUUUUGCAUUUUUAAAUGUACCUUUGUGUUGAUAAAUAUGUGGUGUAUAUUAACUCAUAUUAUUUUCUUUACAUUAGGUUUCUGACGUGUUUUUGUAUUGUGAGAGUUCACUUUACAGGCAGCAAAAAUAUAACACAUACUCUACGUCUUAACAUGAUGCCUUUAUGAUUUCCCUCCAUCAUUCACAGACUCAUUGGCAGGAAGAAAUAUCUGACUUUUUGCCUGGAUCUCUAUUUCAUUCUGCAUCCCAUUCCUCAUCUCCCCCCUUCAGAUAUCUCUGCCUUAAGAGCUGCCUUUUAUGAUCACACUCGUAUGUUGAACAGUCAUCUACUGUAACUGUACAUACUUUGUUUCUAACGGUUUGUUUGUAUGUCAGGUGCGUGUUGCCUCGACGGUAUCUCGAAGGUGAGACUGCUGCAGAUCAGUGUCUCUGAGAGGGAAACUAUCUAAGUACAGUGUGUUCAGGGGAGGAGUGGGAAGCCCACGCAAGAAACCUGACGGUGUGACAGCAUCAUGCAUGUACUACGGUGUAGCUUGUACCCUCAGUCUGUAUUACCUUUAAGCUGUAACUCCCCGCAGAGAGUGCAACAAAUGAUGACUGCGACAAUAAACUAUAAUGCAAUACCUGA
Molecule: messenger RNA, 5103 nt
Organism: Anarrhichthys ocellatus (wolf-eel)
Lineage: Eukaryota; Metazoa; Chordata; Actinopteri; Perciformes; Anarhichadidae
Gene: spire1b
Product: spire-type actin nucleation factor 1b
Exons: 18
Coding region: 238-2880 (880 amino acids)
Biological process (GO): actin nucleation; polar body extrusion after meiotic divisions; actin filament polymerization
Cellular component (GO): cell cortex; cytoplasmic vesicle membrane
Molecular function (GO): microtubule binding; actin binding
Source: RefSeq, a predicted model, not a curated record